This is a messenger RNA of Syngnathus acus (greater pipefish), 2354 nucleotides long. Its product is annotated as solute carrier family 2, facilitated glucose transporter member 3-like. NCBI's taxonomy places the organism in Eukaryota, Metazoa, Chordata, Actinopteri, Syngnathiformes, Syngnathidae. The record is from RefSeq and is a predicted model, not a curated record. Bases 336 to 1907 code for a protein of 523 amino acids. Gene Ontology annotation, biological process: response to insulin; monosaccharide transmembrane transport. Gene Ontology annotation, molecular function: hexose transmembrane transporter activity. Gene Ontology annotation, cellular component: apical plasma membrane; basolateral plasma membrane. The transcript has 11 exons.
GAGGGCUGCAUGCGUGCAUGCGGCUACCAUCGUCGGACAUGGCGGCCACCGCUGACGUCGAUGUUGCGCGCGCACGUAAGCAUAGCGGGGGGCGUGGUCACGUCACGACAUCUUUCCCUCGCAGUUUUCUCAUAUAGCCCGAAAUAAAGCAAACGAAUGACUAAGAACUAGAGGUUCCGUGGACGUGCUGAGCCUCACGAAGAGGAGACCAACAAACCUUUGUGAACGCUCGGGCUGCUUCACGCUCAGCUGUCAGCGCAGUCGGGCGGCUCGGAAAGCAAAGACCACCUGAGGAUCGGCGGCGGCUACACGUUUUGCUCCACUACAGACUAACAAUGGAAGGACAGCAGGGCAAGCAGGUGACCGGCUACCUCCUGUUCUCGCUGACAACGGCCGUCAUCGGCUCGCUGCAGUUCGGCUUCAACACGGGCGUCAUCAACGCACCAGAGCAGAAACUGCGGGCGUUCUUCAAUGACACGUGGAUGGAGCGUUACAACAAGCCCAUCAGCGCCGACAUCUGCACGGUGGUGUGGAGCGUCACCGUGGCCAUCUUCAGCGUGGGUGGCAUGGCGGGAUCAUUCAGCGUGGGCGUCAUGGCCAACCGCUUUGGCAGGAAGCGCUCCAUGCUGCUGGUCAACGUCCUGGCGGUGAUCGGCGGGCUGCUGAUGGGCGCGUCCACCUUGUGCUCGUCCUAUGAGAUGGUGAUCGCUGGCCGGCUGGUCAUUGGCCUCUUCUGCGGGCUCUUCACGGGCCUGACGCCCAUGUACGUGGGCGAGGUGUCGCCCACGCAGCUCAGGGGCGCCUUUGGCACCCUGCACCAACUCGGCGUGGUGGUCGGCAUCCUCAUCGCUCAGAUUUUGGGCCUGGAGUCGCUGCUGGGCUCGUCGCGCCUCUGGCCGCUGCUGCUGGCGCUGACUGUGGUGCCGGCCGUGCUGCAGAGCAUCCUGCUGCCCUUCUGCCCCGAGAGCCCCCGAUUCCUCCUCAUCAACCUGAAGCGGGAGGAGCAGGCGUGUAAAGAGCUGGUGCGUCUGCGCGGCAGCGAGGACGUGAGCAGCGACUUGCAGGAGAUGAAGGAGGAGAGCAACAAGAUGGCGCUGGAGAAGAAGGUGACCAUCCCGGAGCUCUUCCGCUGCCCGGCCUACCGCCAGCCGCUGCUUGUCGCCGUCAUGCUGCAGCUGUCGCAGCAGCUGUCCGGCAUCAACGCCGUGUUCUACUACUCGACGGGCAUCUUCAGCUCGGCCGGCGUCAGCCAGCCUAUCUACGCCACCAUCGGCGCCGGCAUUGUCAACACAGUCUUCACUGUCGUCUCGCUGUUCCUGGUGGAGAAGGCAGGCCGCAGGUCACUGCACCUGCUGGGCUUGGGCGGCAUGGCGCUGGCGGCGCUGCUCAUGACUGUCUCGCUGCUGCUGAAGCAGGUGGCGGGCAUGAGCUACGUGGCCAUCCUGGCCGUCAUGGUGUUCGUGGCCAUGUUCGAGUUGGGGCCGGGCCCCAUCCCCUGGUUCAUUGUGGCUGAGCUCUUCUCUCAGGGCCCGCGGCCCGCCGCUAUGGCCGUGGCCGGAUGCUGCAACUGGACCUCCAACUUCCUCGUCGGCAUUAGCUUCCCCAAACUGGAGGAAUUGUGCGGACCGUGGGUCUUCCUGAUCUUCACGGCCUUCCUGGUGGUCUUCUUCAUCUUCACCUUCUUCAAAGUCCCGGAGACCAAAGGCAAAACCUUCGAUGAGAUCUCCCGCGCCUUCGGCACGGCCGCCGCCCCUGCCUCGUCCCCGCCGGCCCCCCGCCCGCACCAACCCGAGGGCCAGGAAGAAAAGGCCAAGGAGAAGCUCUCCAUGGUGGAGGCGGCCGCCGUCGACAACAACGGCGAGAUGGCGCCCCUCCGGGGGGACUCGGUUGUGGUGGAGGGUGUUUAGACGUCACUGACGGUAGACCGCCGCGAGCCGCCUCCGUAAUGUCCUUGUUUUCUUCUGCCUAUUUCGUUCAAUCGAUAUUCCGCCGCCAAAUCGGUUGUGAUGAUUGGUCAACGUUAAGACUUGGCCAAAGGGCGUGGCCGUCUCCUUUGGGUAUUGUGUGUGCGCGCGACCUCUUUGUUGUCUUUGUGCAUACAAGCUGUAGCCGGCCGGGUUGGGCAAAAACUAAACGAUCCACGCAAAAUUGGUGAAUUUUUAAAAUAUAUUUCAUUAAAUAAUUUGUUGAUUGGAACCAAUUUGAAUUAAAAAAAUAAUUGCAUAAUUGGAAAUAAUUAAAAACAUGACCUUUCAUUUGUAACUUUAAUCGGAUCAUUUUAAAUUGUAUCUUAAUAAUGGAUUGGCCAGUAGUCACAUCAAUUUAAAACACAAACACUGACCAAUUAUUUAAAA